Aplysia californica (California sea hare) is the source of this 1425-nucleotide messenger RNA. RefSeq names its product sorbitol dehydrogenase. The transcript has 8 exons. Gene Ontology annotation, molecular function: oxidoreductase activity. The coding region runs from base 252 to 1304 and encodes 350 amino acids. The record is from RefSeq and is a predicted model, not a curated record. Lineage: Eukaryota; Metazoa; Mollusca; Gastropoda; Aplysiida; Aplysiidae.
CACGUAUCUGGCUGGAGGUUAACCUUUAAGGCCAGCAGCGGGUCAACUGGUGCUUGAACAGAUUCAUCUGACCAAACAAGCCAGAGAGUUACAGGUAACAGUAUAGUACUGUAAGUCGUAGUUUCGCCUUAACUUGGAGCAAGUAAACAGUUGACUGACUACAGCCGCCGGGAGUUGUACACAAGGUUCUAAACACAGAAGCCACAUUUCCACGUUUGAGUAAACAAGAGAGCGUCCUGUUGCCAUCAGUCAUGGAAACGAAUACCGCUGUGAGACUUCAUGGUGUGAACGACCUGCGGGUUGAAGAGCUCGAGGUCCCCACUGUUGGACCUGGUGAUGUCCUGGUCAAACCAGCUCUGGUGGGCAUCUGUGGCUCUGACCUCCACUUCCUGCACACCGGCGCGAUCGGCUCCUACAUCCUGCGUAAGCCGAUAGUGCUGGGGCAUGAGAUCAGCGCUGUCGUCUGUCAGCUCGGCGAGGGUGUGGAGGGACUGAAGGUGGGUGAUCACGUCAGCGUGGACCCGAUGAGGCCGUGCUUGGACUGUUUCUACUGUGCUCGCAAACGAUACAACUUGUGUACCAGACAACAUAUCGCGGGCAUCCCACACACUGAUGGGGCUUUCGCUCGGUUCAUGGUCACCCCAGCCUCAUCGUGCUUCAAGCUUCCAGACGGAUGUAGCCUAGAAGAAGGGGCGUUUAUGGAACCGUUGUCUAUAAGUGUAUGGGGUUUUCGACGCUGCCCAGUUAUCCCUGGUGAAAAAGUUGUUGUUAUAGGAGCAGGUACAAUUGGGCUGCUGGCGGCACAGGCAGCCAAAGCUUACGGAGCGAGUAAAGUCAUGGUGGUGGAUGUUGUACAAAGUAGGCUGGACCUGGCCACUCAGCUGGGCGUUGACCUCACUUUGAAGAUUGACCCCAAAGCGGAAACCAGUCAAAAUGCUGAAGCAAUCAAGGCUGCUCUAGGCUCUGAGGCUGACCAGUGUGUAGAGUGUAGCGGUGCCCCUGGAGCAGUGGAUACAGCCAUACUCUCCUGCAGGCGUGCGGGGCGACUGCUCAUGCUGGGUCUUGGGGAGAUGAAAAUGGACGUGAACCUUGGGCUGGCAGCUCUGAACGAAGUCGAUGUUAUUGGAGCGAUAUGCAACAACGGCGUAUUUCCUGAAUGCGUCGAGCUUGUGUCAUCUGGGAAGGUGAAGGUCACACCACUCAUCUCCAAGAAGAUGCCACUGCGACAAGUGAAAGAAGCCCUGAAAGUUCUGGAGCAAGAUUCUCGUGACUGCAUUAAGAUUUUGAUAGAGUGUCAGAAAUAACCAGCAUGCAUCUUAACCAUACGUUUGCAAAAUGGAGAGGCCUCCACAAUAUAUACAAAUAAUGAACUGUAAAUAUAUACAUAUAUAUCUUUUAUUAUAUAUGUGAGGCAGCGUGGUGGAA